AGCGAGGACGUACAAAGUUUGUCCGCUCCGGGGCACCGUAGUGGCCUCUACCCUGGCCGGCUGGCUGCGUUCGGCUGGGCCGGGCCAGGCGGCUGGAGCCGGGCUCAGCCCGCAGGGAGACCCUGAUGGCCGCGGUGUUUCUGGUGACGCUUUAUGAGUACUCGCCGCUUUUCUACAUUGCGGUGGUCUUUACCUGCUUCGUCGUGACCACAGGCCUGGUCCUGGGAUGGUUUGGCUGGGAUGUUCCAGUAAUUCUGAGAAAUUCAGAAGAGACCCAGUUCAGCUCAAGAGUGUUCAAAAAGCAAAUGAGACAAGUCAAGAAUCCUUUCGGCUUAGAGAUCACCAAUCCAUCCUCAGCUUCAAUCACGGCUGGCGUAACCUUGGCCACAGACUGCCUUGAAGACAGCCUCCUCACCUGCUACUGGGGCUGCAGCGUUCAGAAGCUUUAUGAGGCUCUGCAGCAGCACGCUCACUGCUUCAGGAUAGGCAGUCCCCGUGCGCUGGAGGACGCUCUGUACAGGGAGUACCUGCACCAGGAGCAGCACUUUAUUAAGAAGGAUAGCAAGGAAGAAAUAUAUUGCCAAUUACCAAGAGACACCAAAAUUGAAGAUUUUGGUACAGUGCCCAGAUCUCGCUAUCCCCUGGUGGUACUAUUGACCUUAGCUGACGAGGAUGACCGAGAAACAUAUGAUAUUAUUUCCAUGGUGUCCGUAAUCCACAUUCCUGAUAAGACUUAUAAACUUCCCUGCAGAAUAUUGUAUCAAUAUUUGCUCUUAGCUCAAGGCCAAUUUCAUGAUCUCAAGCAGCUUUUCAUGUCUGCAAAUAACAAUUCCACUCCUUCCAGCAAUUCUUCUCCAGAAGAAAAAAACACAGACAGAAAUUUGUUGGAAAAGGCAGGACUGUCUGAAGGUGAAGUGGAGCCGCCUGAAGAGAACGGCAGGGACUGUGUUGUCUGCCAGAACGGGGCGGUGAACUGGGUGCUCCUGCCCUGCAGACACGCCUGCCUGUGUGACGGCUGCGCCGGCUGCUUCCAGCAGUGCCCCAUGUGCAGGCAGUUCGUUCAGGAAUCUUUUGCACUUUGCAGUCAAAAAGAGCAAGACACAGACAAACUGAAAACUCCGUGAGGACGUUGAGAAGUACACUUUCUACUAAAGAUGCAGGAGUUUAUAUUCUUAGGAUUAAUCACAACGUGGACUCUACAGUCUUGACCAUCAGCAGAAAUUCUACUUUAACUUCGUAUUUGUACAGUACAUGGAUGAUGACAAUGAAUUAUUCCUUUCUGCUUAGUAUGGCAAGUCCUGGAACACCAUCUGUGUUAAUACAUAAAGAUUUACUCCGCUCUGGAGAAGAAUAUAAAUGUUUGGCCUUUUAUCAGCUAGGAGAUUUCUUAUAAUGUUGACUAGAAAAAUCAUUCUGAAAGGCAAUCCAUCUAAACUCGAGGAGCUGAAAGUCUCACAAUUAUGAAGUGUUUUCCCUUGGGUGUAAUCGGGUGUGCAGCUGGGAAAAAACUUAAUUCUUCUUAAAGUAAUUUUAUGUUUCCCAGUUCACAAAAGAAUUGGAAAGGGUGUCUUUAAAGUCCCUUCCUGAAAUAUCAGUUUUUAUAAAUAGCCAUCUGUUCGGUUUCCAAUUUCCUGUUACCAUCAUAGUUAUAUAAAUACAAGUCUUAAUUUUAAAUAUAGCUUCUUAAGUCAUAAAUACAAGACACAUUCUUGACUGCUCUCAGUGCAUCGUAAAUUAAAAUACUCAUCUGUAGGAGGCAAGUGUAUAAAACUUGAACAAUAACAUGUUUAAUAAUUCAUCAGCCAUCAGAUGUGAUUGGGCUAGAGGAGCUCUUAAUGCCUCACCUUAGAUUUCCUGCUGCACAGUUGAUCUGUCUAAAACUAGAGGGGUUUUGGAACUAGAAAAAUCACUAAAAGAAAUAACUAUUUUUUCUAGUGUAUUUUUAUUCCAAAUAAACCCAGUGUCCUUCUGAAUAAUGAAUUUCUUUGUUCAAUCACUCUUACAUACAUGUAAGAACUGAGGAACUUGAUAGGCAGAAAGGCCCAACCCCUACCCUUUCCAAGAUCACUGGGAAGAAAACAGUAAAUCAGAGCCUCCCAGGUCAGCAGUGAAAAUGACCUUCAACUCCCCGAGCAAGCAGAUCAUGCCAAAUAAACCGUGACCUACAGGA
Molecule: messenger RNA, 2170 nt
Organism: Otolemur garnettii (small-eared galago)
Lineage: Eukaryota; Metazoa; Chordata; Mammalia; Primates; Galagidae
Gene: CGRRF1
Product: cell growth regulator with ring finger domain 1
Exons: 6
Coding region: 126-1124 (332 amino acids)
Biological process (GO): negative regulation of cell growth
Source: RefSeq, a predicted model, not a curated record